CGCGCGAGCUUGGCGGCUUUGCAUGCAUUGCGAAACGCACGGGCGAACGCGUAGCGAGUCCCGCCAGCCCGACGGAGGAGGGAAAUUUCAUUGAAGUGAGGGGCGAUGACGUCGGCAGCCAGCACACCAGGCCGCCGACCGAGUGCCGAGGACAGGCCGCUACUGGAGGGCUUGUACGGCUUCCAAGGGGAGCCGCACCUCGUCUCACUUACCAAGGACGAGGUGCGGCUCACCCUUGCUACGGUCUCAUCUGUGUGUGUGUGUGUGUAUGGUCGUUCAGCUCGUCCUCUCGCUACCGGGAGCAAGCAAGAUUUCUCCCAACACCCCUGCCCGCGACGAUGCAUCGUGAGCACCACAGCGAGGGCACUGCCAGGACCAAGGCUCGGAUUGCGUCAGACUAUCCUUGGAUCGACUUCAUUCAGGUCACCUGUUUCAGCCGGAGAAGGGGCAACAGUGGUGCGGCGCGUGGCGACGUCGACGUUCCUGCGAGCAUUUGUCCGCACGCCAGCCCUCGCCGGGACCGUCCCGCCGUCCAUCGAGUUUCAAACAAACGCAGGCGAGACGUAAGUGCAUGCAGCGCCGUGUGCAUGAUCAUGAUGAGCGUCUGUACACAACACUUGGGCGACCGAAGGUCUGGUCUGUGUGUGUCGCUUGCCUGGCAUUGCCUGCAGCAUUGUGCUUCGGAUGACUUACCUACUCGAAGGUGGCAAUAUUGAUCCGGUUGAGAUGCGAAUCGCGGUUGUCACAGCCAAGAAAGCCAUACGCGCGCUCGGUCACGUCACCGUAAGAAAGCUUAGGAGCAUCGUCAACGCAACGGCACACACACGCCCCAGGCAGAGAGUCCAUGCACCUGCCCUGUUGUUUUGUUGCCUGUCUGUCCAUCGAUCCUGCAGCUGAGCGAGCUGAGGACAGACGCCCCCGAAGCUGAGAUGAAGACCCUUGUGGCGACCCCCCUCUCCCCCAAGACACCAGCAAGCGAAAUGAUCGUCGGCAGGGUCAAGACCAAGACGACACUCUUUCGGAUUCAGAAGGAGAGCCAGCCGACAUUAGCGUCGCCGACGAAAGCCAAGUCGGCGCCGGCCAGCCCUCGCCCGGGACCAUUAGAGGCGGUGACUCAUCUGGCGGAGUGCUGGGGCACGGUGGUCGACGGGCCUGUGGACAGACUGGAGGGCAAGGGGGAUCCGCAGCUGGGGGGGCUGCUGUGUCUCACGCUGCAGCAGGACAGGCUCCAGGUAGGUACGUGUCAUUUACUAUGCGAGCAAGCAGAGGAAACCGAGGGCAGCAUUUCGCAGGACCUUCAUUGUGUUGUCUGUCUGUCUGCCGUGUCUAUCAUCAUUUGUAUUAGCUUCAUACUGAUUCGCCAUCCAUGUCAGCAUCUGGCGAGCGCAGCGGCCCUCGCUGUGUCACUUCCGUACUAAAGCAGCCGGGAGAAUCGUCCCUCCUAAGCAACGAGUAACCUUUGCCAUCCCUGGAGGUGUGGAGGCUCAGGAAGUUGUUGAACAACAGGACCAAGACGCCGAGAAAGGGGCCCGAUUAAGGCCGCUGGCCCCUCCGCCCGAGCUGUUAUGGGAGGAGCCAUGUGUCAACAUAUUGGCGAUACAGCUGAAGAGGACCCUGAGGGACGAGACAUUCCCUACCAUGACGUUCCUCUGUGCAGACGGGGUAGGGUACGGGCAUUGCAUGCGAGAAACACGCUGCAUGUACCUCAUUCGUGUGUGCGUGUGUGUGUGUGUGUGUGUUGUCAGGUUGCUGUUGCGCUCAAGUUUGAGGUGCACAAGGCGCCUGAGACUCGGCGGUCGACCACCACUCCAAGCAGCGACUUCACAACCGUCCUGGGCAAGUGGAAGACGGGGCUGAAGAGGUGCAACAUCCAAGUAGAUGAGCAGCGCGAGAUGCGACACACACCGGGGCUCACAGCUUUCCGCCCCGAGGCACCGCUGUCACCCCCCCGCUCCACAGAGUCACUGACGCCUUUGCUCUCGCCGACCUCUCCAGUGAGUCAGUCACCAUCCGCGUCUUCUCCCGCAGUCGCCUCAUCUCCCGAACUUCAAGCUCUGGUGCCUUCCCCGAAGGCCAAGCGCAAGGCUAAGAAGAAGAAAAGGCCGCCGCCCCCGAAAGCUGCGGGAAAAACCGUCACGCAGCAGGUUAAGACUGUCCCACCCAAGGCAGUGGAAGAGGUGUCUCUGGGUGAGCCGGAGCCAUUGCCGAAGAAGAAGGAGAGGGUUUCGGUGGGAUCUGAGAGGGCCCUCACUGGCCAACACGACAAACAGGAUUCGGUAGAGACGGCAAACACGACGCCGAAAGGAGAAGACAGGAAGGGAAGGAGCUGGAGCUGCUGCCUGAAGGGGUGCCUUCUCUGUCUUCCCUCUUUGAGGCUCUUUCCGACAAGAUAAACGCACGUCGGAAGGUUGCGUUGCCCCGCCCGCCGCCCACCUCUGGUACUUUGUUUCUUGACUGCUUGCGCCUACCGAACGACAGCUUUUUGCUUUCUUUCUCCUUUUGAGGAGGAGAGAAUGGUAUGGGUACACUCACUGUCCUUAUAUGCAGCUCUGGCUGCAAGUGUCGGUCGCUUCAUGGCCCGACUGUGUCUCUCACACACAAGUGUAUGUCUUGCCUUCGUAGAAUUGAGCGACUGCGUUGCGACUGUGGGUGGGUGGGUGGCCUGGUCUGGUGUUGGCCUGCGUGCGUUGGUCUUCGCGUAUUAGUAGUACGCGGGGCGGGCGGUAUGUGUAUGUGCGAUUGGAGGGAGGGACAAUGCAUUCAAUGCAUGAUCCGAUAGAUAAUCG
Vitrella brassicaformis is the source of this 2786-nucleotide messenger RNA. NCBI's taxonomy places the organism in Eukaryota, Vitrellaceae. The record is from the annotation of a GenBank genome assembly.